Molecule: messenger RNA, 2300 nt
Organism: Leptopilina boulardi
Lineage: Eukaryota; Metazoa; Arthropoda; Insecta; Hymenoptera; Figitidae
Exons: 7
Coding region: 849-1961 (370 amino acids)
Molecular function (GO): DNA binding
Source: RefSeq, a predicted model, not a curated record
AAGAUGCUGAAUUUUAUAUAGUGAGAAAAAACAGUUUACUAGUGACCGAUGAAGCAGAAAUAAAAAUCGGGGCAAAAAUUCAGUUUCCGUAUCCUGAAGACAAAACAAAUUCAAAAAUUAAAAUUGGAAAAAUCAUUAUGGAAUCGGAAUCGCAGAAAAUAGUACAGAAUGAAAUGAAAAAGAUGAAAAUAGAAAUGGAAGAGAACGGAAUCACGAUAGAAGAUAUAAUGAAAGAAGAAAAGGAACAGUAUGAAGAAAAACGACAAGAAUAUCGCUCAAGAGCAAGACAAGAUAAUAUUGAUAUGGCAAAAUUGCUACUACAAGAGUUAGACGAAAGAACUAAACGUGAAGCUAAUUUACAGAAUAGUAUUGUUGAAGCGUUAAAUUUAACAGAAGAAACGAAUGCUUCAGUUUUGAACAUUGAAAGUUUAUUUUACGAUUUAAACAAAAUUUAAACAAAAUGUGUUUUAAAAAAAAAAAUUUCGGCGUUUCUUAUUUUCUUAUUUUUGAAUGUCACAUAAUGUAAGUUCAAAUAUGAAAAUUAAACAAAAUCUGUAUACUUAGUUUAUUUGUUGAAACAGGAGAUACAUUUGUAUCUCCUGUACAUAUGUAUCCAUUUCAUAAUAAAUAAUUAAAUGAAACAAAAAAUAAAAUGACCUGAGAAAUUGAAUUUCACACAUUUUUCGUUAUUAUCAUAUGAAAUUAGCUGCUAACUUUUAUUUGUUACGUUUGCAUUUUAAAACAAAAUAGGAACGAAAAUAUAAAAGCGAUGUCAUUUUCAUCUAAUUUGCUGCUAGUCAAAUCGUGAAAUUUAUUCAAUUUAAAAAUUAAACUUUUUUUAUUGAAAAAUGGAUCAAGAAUUACUUCUUAUUGAGGGCGAUGGUUGUUUCACAAUUAUAAAUAAAAUGUCAGUCAUUUUCGAUUCAAGUAUUCCGGAACUGAAACGUGGGAUAACCAUCAAGUAUCUUUGGCCAGAAUUUUCUGCAGUGCAAAAACGUUACACGGGAACCAUAAUUGGCAUGUCAAACAGCGAGAAAGAAUUGCUAACACUGCAAAAUCAAAAAUUAAAGGAAGCUGGAAAAAGAAGUCAGGCAAAGAAACGAAAACUUCAAUGCGACUCUUUUUCUGAAAGUGAGGAUCAAUCAAAUUUCGAUGAAUCAAGUUCAAAUGUAAUUUUUGACAAAAUUCAAGAGGCAUUGCAACUUAACAAACAGUUAACUAAGAUUUUAGAGGAUUUAAAAAAACUCGCUUUUUCUGUUGACCGAAGCCAAGGUAAAAAUUUACGCUUCUCAUCAAUUUCGAGUGCAAUUAAAGAUAACACACCAUUAUUGUCAAAUUUAAAUAAUGCAGUAACUGAGCACCAGGCAUCUACAUCUUUCAAUUCGCUUUUGGAAAAUCCACAUUCCUCAAUAAUUUCAAAAUCCAUAAAAGAAAAAGCAGUUACUAAGCCUCUCGCAUCUACUGCUUUCAAUUCGAUUUUGGAAAAUUAUAGCGAAGACUAUGAGGAAAGUGAAGGUGAACAACAUCUUGAAAAAGAAAACAUCACUGGUCCUAAACUCAUGGAAACAGAGGGUGUUGUUGAAGAGAACAAUAUGUUCAUAUUUACGAAAAGUACUGCCGGCGAUAAGGCUGUUGAAUUGAUCUCAGAGAGCGAUGUAUAUAUCGAUAAAACCGUUUUGAAAGACUGCAAACGCAAAGCAACAUCGCAUAAUGCAUUAGCGCGAAUGCUAAUGUCCAACAUUUUUACUGCAGAAGCACUUCUUCAAUAUAAUUUGGAAACAAAAAAGAACAAGGAAGGACUUCCAAGUUCUGUCAUUGACGUGAUUUUAAAAUAUUGUAUCAAUGUAGCAAGGAAGAAUGGAUGGAGGCCGAACAAUGAUCGGGCAGUAAUUGAUAGUCUUCGCUCUAAAUUAAAAGAAAUAAAAGUAAAACAUGCCCAUAAAACGCAACCGAAAAAGUAAAAAAAGUUAUUCAGUUUAAUUAUUUAAUUAAUAUUAAUGUUCAUUUGAUGGUACAAUUUGUUCAAAAAUUAAAAAAUUAAUAAAACUUAUUGUAGGCUAUAUAGAGUUGUUGAUUCAAAUUAACCUAAAUACUUGUUUGAGUUUUAUUUUUACUAUUUGAGUUGAAAUUACCUGCAGAAAUUUAUCUGGAUAGACCAAUUGUAACCUCCUAGUUUAUUAUUUUUACUAUUUGAGGGGAACUUUGCUCAAAACAUUCACCUGGAUAUCUGAUAGACAAAUUGUGACCUGGUUUAUCAUUUUUCAUAUUUGAAGUGUACAUCCCGGAAAAAGUUGACCUAG